AUGCCAAACCCUUCCCAACUCCUGCUCCUUGCCGACCAUAUCAAAUUAUCGCUCCUCGAACGGCAACGAGCCAUCUCGCUCGACCUAGAACCCAACAGUCAAGAUGGCGAGAUCUCACGCUCCCUCGACUCCUUGAAAGAGGGCAUCGAUGCCGUGGAAUCCGACUGCGCACGACUAGAAGAAACCAACGAUGAAAGCGCCACCGAGAUGAGAGACCAACUCGACCACCUAUACUCCCAGUAUCGAGACCUGACAUCCCAAUUCCGCGGCUCGGAUGCCGCAGCAGACGACGAUCCCGUCGAGUUCACCAACAUCAAGAAGUCAUCACCGGACCUGAAACAGCCCGUCCCGCAACAUCCUUCUUCCAAAUCAGUCCGUUUCAUGGAUAAUGCCGCCGAAGAGGACGAUCUCAAUCGCCGCAACCUUUUCCAGCCAUACCGCGACUCGCCCUCCCCACAGGGCGUCGACACAUCCGACAUGUCCAAUCAGCAGGUCUACGAUCAUCAUGAGCAGAUCAUGCGCGACCAAGACGAGCAGUUAGACCGACUCGGCGAAUCUAUCGGCCGACAACAUCAGCUCAGUAUCCAGAUCGGGGAUGAACUUGAGGGCCAUGUUGCGUUGCUGGACGACAUGGAUGGCCAUGUGGAACGGCAUCAGGGUCGGUUAGACAAGGCCAAACGCCGGCUGGAUAAAUUUCGGCGAAGUGCGAGUGAGAAUUGGAGCAUGAUGACAAUCAUCGGGUUGAUCAUCGUCCUCGUCAUACUGAUCGUCCUGCUCAAGUGA
This is a messenger RNA of Aspergillus tubingensis, 783 nucleotides long. Its product is annotated as syntaxin family protein. The transcript has a single exon. Gene Ontology annotation, biological process: vesicle fusion; intracellular protein transport. The coding region runs from base 1 to 783 and encodes 260 amino acids. Gene Ontology annotation, cellular component: endomembrane system; SNARE complex. The record is from RefSeq and is a predicted model, not a curated record. Lineage: Eukaryota; Fungi; Ascomycota; Eurotiomycetes; Eurotiales; Aspergillaceae. Gene Ontology annotation, molecular function: SNAP receptor activity; SNARE binding.